AUGAAGCCUGUUCAGCAACAGCAACACCGAGGCAGCUUUGUGGCACUGAAGCACGAGGACAGCUGGGUCUGUCCGAAUGAUCGAGAGUUGACUCUGAGGGCCAGACUGGAAACGGGAUGGUCGGUGAAAAGCAACCAGUUUCAGACGCUCAACUGGAAGCAAGAGAAGGUCAGCGAACAGGAGAAGAAGAUGAUCAUUGAGGUGCUCUCACGGGCGCAGAAGUCCAAUGAAAUGGAGGAGCGACGCAUUAGCAAAAUGGCCGAACGUCUGUCAAACAUGAAGCGAAGUGCCCGUGGCAACGGUGAGGGCACCUGCAUCCUCUGCAAUGAGUCCUUUGGUCUCUUUGGCCUCAAGUCUCAUCUCUGCAGGGGCUGCAAGAAGCUGGUGUGCAGCAAGUGCGGCGUUGACACCCACACCACAAAGAAUGAGACAGUUUGGUACUGCAAGAUUUGCUCGGAAAGCAGAGAGAUUGUCAAAAAGUCCGGCUCGUGGUUUCAUGCAAGCACUCUCUCUACUCCACCGACCAGCCAACGAGUUUCCUGGUACAGCAAGGCGAAGGCCAUUGCAGAAAGAAGCACAACGUCCAAGACUGACCUGUAA
Rhagoletis zephyria (snowberry fruit fly) is the source of this 600-nucleotide messenger RNA. The record is from RefSeq and is a predicted model, not a curated record. Lineage: Eukaryota; Metazoa; Arthropoda; Insecta; Diptera; Tephritidae.